AUGAGCAGAAGAAAAAAGGAUAUAUCUGACGAAAAACAAAAACAUGCUGAGGAUGAAACAGUAAAUGAGACACCUUAUUUUAAAGAUAUAUGGAAUAAACUUGAUCAAUAUGAAGAAGAAUACCUUCCGUCAAAUGAACUUCAGAAAUAUCAUUGUAACUUGCAAAAAAGUUUGUAUAAUAUUUUGUUCUCUAUAAAAUAUUUUA
This is a messenger RNA of Plasmodium gaboni, 205 nucleotides long. RefSeq lists its product as hypothetical. NCBI's taxonomy places the organism in Eukaryota, Apicomplexa, Aconoidasida, Haemosporida, Plasmodiidae. The record is from RefSeq and is a predicted model, not a curated record. The annotation marks the transcript as partial. The transcript has 3 exons.